Closterium sp. NIES-67 is the source of this 929-nucleotide messenger RNA. NCBI's taxonomy places the organism in Eukaryota, Viridiplantae, Streptophyta, Zygnematophyceae, Desmidiales, Closteriaceae. The record is from the annotation of a GenBank genome assembly.
UCGUACAGCCACGAGGGCGGCAGGCGACCGUUAUUUCGAGUACCAAUCGUGGCUCUUCUUUGAAGGAGCUCGACUCAUCAGGAACCCUCAUCUCUCCCCAGGAGUAGCACUCCUAAGGCGGCUUACUACUUCUGCCUGUAAACUUGCGUGUGAAACAGUCACUUGCCUGUCACUACUACUUGCAACAGUUCGAUCCCUGCGUCGUCACUCCUCGCUCGAGAUACUCUCCGUGGUGUUACUGCUCGCGAAAGAGAAUCUCCAUUGUGUUACUACUGUACCUCUUUAGUCAGCGGGUGGCCCCUCAGCACUCCUCCCAUGGCGGCUAUUGGUCCCUCGGCUAUCGGUAGAAGCAGAGUGCUCCUUGCCGUUUGCGUUCUGCUCGCCUUGCUUGUCCUCCCUGCAGCAGUGGCUGCGCCUGCACCGCCAGGCGGAGGCUUCCCGCCCCCCCCUCCAGGCCCAGGCUUCCCGCCCCCCCCUCCAGGCCCGGGCGGCGCAACCCCCCCCGCGCCCUCCAACUGUGCAGUCAAGCAGCGGCGCAUUUGCCCCUGGUUCUGUGACAGGGAUGACAAUAACGGGGAUGGGCCGUGCCUGUUGAAGAAGGCUUGUCCCCAGGGGCAGAUCUGCAUCCCCUUUGUAAGGAGCUGCAAGGGGUACAAGUGCGUCAAGAUAUUCCCUGGAAGCAAAUAGGAACUAGAACUUAGCAAACAUUGGAAACCUUUUGUCAUGUUGUGGUAGAUUUGGAAGUAUUGUCCCUGCCUCCCCCAGGUAUCCUCAGGUUUGUGCGAAAGACCACCUGACAAAUUACGCAGUGCACCCCCUUACGUGACUACACCACCUUGUGCUGCUAUGGGUGCAUUGAUUCCAUUGAUUGCUUUGCUGGCGCCUCCCUUGCCCUCUGCCCCCAGUGCUGAGUGCCUGCCUUUGGACAU